Messenger RNA from Geodia barretti, 345 nucleotides. The record is from the annotation of a GenBank genome assembly. Lineage: Eukaryota; Metazoa; Porifera; Demospongiae; Tetractinellida; Geodiidae.
GACAUCUUACAUUGUUAUUUUCGCGUGUCAUUGUCUUGCCUCACAAACCUACCACACACUGCAGCUACCAAGGCCCUGAACCGUGGCCUGGCAGAGUUUGUGGUGAUGGCAGCAGAUGCUGAGCCACUAGAGAUCCUUCUUCACCUCCCCCUCCUCUGUGAGGACAAGAAUGUUCCAUACGUCUUCAUUCCUUCCAAAGCCGCACUGGGUCGAGCAUGUGGUGUGUCUAGACCAGUAAUCGCCUGUGCAGUGACAGUGAACGAAGGCUCGCAGCUCAAACCUCAGAUACAGACCCUCCAACAGAACAUUGAGAGACUCCUCAUAUGAUUAUCAUGUGACACCCGG